This is a messenger RNA of Rana temporaria (common frog), 1433 nucleotides long. RefSeq names its product chromosome 2 C11orf65 homolog (gene C2H11orf65). The record is from RefSeq and is a predicted model, not a curated record. Lineage: Eukaryota; Metazoa; Chordata; Amphibia; Anura; Ranidae. The transcript is spliced from 10 exons. Bases 407 to 1327 code for a protein of 306 amino acids.
ACCAGACGCUGAGCAGAUCCCACAUGUCUUGCUAUGGAGCUGCAGUGAUUCCCUGUUGUCUGCUCCGCUGAUUUCACUGAUUGUGCAGAGAGAAGCUCUGAUACUACAGGAGGGAGGGAGGGAGAGGGGCUGCUGCAUGCUCUUUUAUUAUUACAUGUAUUAGGUGAAAUAAAAGCCCUCCACAUACUUAUCAUUACUUCCUUGCUGUGGAUCUCCCUGGCAGAGCAGACACCUUGUACUGUACAGGAGGAUCUGUCUGAUGAUCGCACACCACAGUGCAGUCUUUUCAGAUUUGAAGCUUUAAUUAAAUGAAUUCCCGGUGAUCCUGCCAGGAAAGUCCUAGAUCACGUACAUCCUGUUGGGGAGUGACAACUGGAUGUGAAACUGCAGCGGUGAACAAAUCACAAUGGAAGACCUGAGUGGUUCAGUGACAAGUUGUCCUGAUGUGUACGGUGUGGAGCAGGACAAAGCCGCUCGUGUAAUCCAGAGGGCGUUCCGCAGGAUUCUAGACAUGAAUGUUUUUAGGUAUCUCAAAAAUCUCAUCAAUUUUAAAGCACAAGGAGACCCAAAGCUUUUGCUUAAAUGUAUAAAUCCUAUAGAGGCAGAACUUAUCGAUGCUGCAGCUGGGGUACAUGUCAGAUUCAGACUAGGAGGAACAAAAUUCCCACCCAACAUAUAUUAUAAGUUGUUUACUCACAGACCAAUUGUGGAUAUGUGUGCCAAUAGUCCUAAAGACUACACCAAACAAUGUGUGAAACAGCUGCUGCCAAAACAAAUCCAUAACCAUGGAGCCAUUCCAGAGGACACCCACAGCGGCUGGUACACACGGGUAGAGAACAAUGGCUGGAGGCUCCUCACACUCAGGGUCUUUGACAGCUUAGAUGAAGUGACUGCCGCUGAUAAUAAGAAGAGGGUCAAAUUCAACCACAACAAACUGCAGAGGAUACAGGAUGUAUUAAAAAAACAAAAGCAACGAAAAAUUGACUGGAUGAGAAAGAUGUAUUAUGAAGGAAGCCUUCAUGCCCAGACUACAGACCCCAACACCGCCAUCUUGGUACAGCGCGCUACACAAGGUGUGAUUCAGUCUGUAGAGCAACAUGGCACCCAAGCUGUUUUAGACUGGGAAGUGGAUGAACUGCUGAACUGGACCAACGCGCUCAACUAUGAGGAGUACAUCAACACAUGGAAGGCAACUGGAACAAGUAAAUCAUCCUGUGCAUUCGGCGGAACAACCUUCAUCCAGUCUCCAUAUGAUCAGUAUGAAUUUUCUCAGCUAUCACAAUGUAGCCCACUGACGUUGGACUCCAGUGAAAAAGAGCAGGAAUGACCACAAGAAAUAAAGUGUCUGUUCACAGAAUAUGUUUUUGUAAUUUGAAAUUAAAGGCUUAGUCCACAAAAAAAAAAAAAAAAAUCAGUUUUGGUUGAACAUUAAA